AUGUCGAACAAACAGGGCAAGAUGAUCAACUACCGGAUGAGAGUUACGUUGAACGACGGUCGCCAGAUGACGGGGCAGAUGCUUGCUUUUGACAAGCACAUGAACCUUGUACUCGCCGAUACCGAAGAGUUCCGACGCGUCAAAAUCAGACAGAACAAGCCCGCUGCCCCUGGAGCUAGCUCCGCCUCGGGCCAAACGAUCGAGAAGGAGGAGAAGCGAACUCUGGGCUUGACGAUCGUUCGUGGCGCGCAUAUCGUCUCUCUGUCAGUCGAGUCAGAGCCCCCUGCCGACCCAAGCGCGAGACUUGGAAAGAGUGCGCCGGGUGGAAUCUCGUCGACUCUCACCGCCGGUCCUGGUGUUGCGCGACCCGCUGGUCGUGGUGCUGCUCCGGCUCCCCCGUCUCUGGCAGGUCCUGCUGCCGGCGUUGGAGGCGGCGCUCCUCCCGGAUUCCCUGGCUUCCCUGGUGCUCCGCCUUUCGGCGGACGUGGAGGUUUCAACCCUGGCCCUCCUGGUGGAGCCCCUGGCUUCAACCCUCCUCCCCGCAGAUAG
This is a messenger RNA of Colletotrichum spaethianum, 549 nucleotides long. RefSeq names its product small RNA degrading nuclease 5. Gene Ontology annotation, molecular function: RNA binding. The transcript has 5 exons. Bases 1 to 549 code for a protein of 182 amino acids. Gene Ontology annotation, cellular component: U2 snRNP; U4 snRNP; cytoplasm. NCBI's taxonomy places the organism in Eukaryota, Fungi, Ascomycota, Sordariomycetes, Glomerellales, Glomerellaceae. Gene Ontology annotation, biological process: mRNA splicing, via spliceosome. The record is from RefSeq and is a predicted model, not a curated record.